ACACAAACUCAGAAGCCAACCGGUUUCAGUUUCGGAAGUACGACCACUGCUUCGACACCCCUGUUUGGGGCUACAACAUCUCAGCCCUCAACAUUUGGUGGUCUGAGCACUGGCUUUACUUUUGGUCAGGCGAAUCAACAGCCGGGUACUGGUGGUCUGUUUGGCAAUCAAAAUAAGGGCUUUCUCUCCAAACCAGCCUGCUAGUGGAGGUCUUUUUGGUAAUAAACCAGCUGGUACCACACAACCGUUAGGAGGAACCGGCUUUGGUGCCACACCAUCAGCAUUUGGCACAACUCCCACCACCAGCACUGGAGGUGGCCUUUUUGGACAGACUAAUCAGAAUAAGCCUGGAUUAUUUUCUGGUUUUGGAAACACGAGCUUUGGCACCACUUCACUGUUUGGCAAUCAGAACCAGCAGAAACCAGGUUUGACAUUUGGAACUCCUGGUUUUGGAACAACGAAUACCAUGGGUCAGGGUUUGGGCACGAGCACAGGUGUCAGUCUGUUUAACCAGGGUACAUCAAACACUGGCAGUAUGGCAAUGGGAUGCCUUGGUACUAGUGCAGGCUUUGGAUUCCCUCAGCAGAAUACUAUGGGUGGAGGAAUGAGCGGAGGAGUAUUUCCCGAUCUUGGCAAGCUUGUAAAAGCUAUGACCGAGAAGCCAAUUUUUGACAUUGCUGUCUCACAUAAAUCUAUGGCAUUUGCAGGUCAAGGCAGCACGUCACCUACAGCUGACCAGAGCAGUCCGAAGUUAACGAGUGGAACUUUGCGGCCUACCUACGUCUUGUCACCUUCACUGUUUGCCAAUAAUAAACCGAGACCAAAGCCCAUAAACAAAAAGCAGUAAUCAAGGAAACAAUCGCCACUGGCUUUUCAAGGGUCUGGAUGAUCCUAAUGAGGAAGCAACUGAAGAUUUCCUAAAGCCAAAGAAAUACCCUAGUGUAAGAAAAUUAAAUUUAAGGGUGUUUGGAGCUGCAAAUUCUGAAUCUUCAUCCACUAAUGAAAGCAGAAACACAACGGCUGCCCCUGCACUUCUCCAUUAACCACGCCAAUAUCACCAUUGGGCGGUGCUACACCACAGCGGCCUAGUCAGCCUCCAUCCCACGAGAAUACUCCAACACCAGAUAUUA
Messenger RNA from Macrobrachium nipponense, 1130 nucleotides. RefSeq lists its product as uncharacterized. NCBI's taxonomy places the organism in Eukaryota, Metazoa, Arthropoda, Malacostraca, Decapoda, Palaemonidae. The transcript is spliced from 6 exons. The record is from RefSeq and is a predicted model, not a curated record. Bases 467 to 847 code for a protein of 126 amino acids.